AUGCCGCAACAGCAACAGCAAGAACAACAACAGCAGCAACAACAACAAAAUCUCCCUCUCUCCUCCCAACUCGCGCGAAAACGCGAAUGGAACCGCGGCCCACUAACCGAUCUCUUCCCACGCCUUCCAGACUUCAUUCUCGAACGUCUCCUCGACCUCAUCAUUUCCAAAGGCUUCACGUACAAUUUAAGCCACUCCAAACUCUCCAACGCGAAACGCUACACGGCAAUUGUCAUUGCGCAUUGUCGACAUGCGCACUCGGACUAUGAUCAAUUAUUGCUGCGGGAUCGACUGGAGAGGUUCGAGGCGCGCAGGAGGACGGCGGAGCGCGUGUGGAAGGUGUUGAGGGAGUGGUCGCCGUGGGAGAGGGAUAAUGAGGUGUUGGAGAGGUGUUUUCGGGCGACGUUGGUGCCGCCGGAGGAGAGGGAUGAGAGUUGGGAUCCGAUGGACGUGGAUGAAGAAUCCGACUUCGAGGACCCCAUGGAUAUCGAUUGAGAGCAAUGAUGAUGGGUCGAAGCUCGUUUGCAGUUUAAGUAUACAUAACGUAUCUAGAUGUACGAAAGCAACAGUAGCGCCCGCUAGCUGCAAGAAGGAGUGCAAAAUGCGAAAGCUCAUCCUUCAAUAUGAAAGCCCAAAUCGAACGCUCGAAAGCUCAGCUCACGCUAUCCUCAGGACUGGACUCCUCCAUUUGCGGCACCAUCUUGGCCCUCAAUGUACUUGCUGUACUCCUCUAAUCGCCGGGCCUCUUCUGCCUCCUUGUCUAUGUCUUUCUUGAAUGACUUUUUAAACUUUUCUUCGCCAUUUGAAAUGGUUGCUGCCAGAGGUCGACCGGAAUAGCCUCUGCCAUCGCAGGCGUCGGCGCAUGCCCUGGCCGCCAUGGCAUUGCUAAACCUGAUGGUGACCACCCCGUCUUCUUCCCGGUCGAAGAUGGUGAUAUUCUUGACGUCACCGUGCUUCUCCGCUUCUUCCCUCAUAUCCUCCAUAAUGUCUUCUCGCAGACCUUCGUCGUCGGCAAGCUCCUGCAGCGUGAAGACGUAUUUGAGCACCACCACCUUGUCGGCACGAGAAGAAGUCUGCUUCAUCGUCGAGACAUCGUCGUCGGACCAGUCCGCGAGACGACUGUUCAUCUCCUCGGCCUUCUUCUUGGUCUUCACCUUCGAGGGCUUUCCUUUGUAGGCCGCAUUCCGAUCCUCGACUACAGUGUCGUCCUUAACGCUGUCCUCCUUGUGGCGCUUGUAGCUAUGAUCCGCUUCUGCGACCGUGAUGCGGCCCGUCGGGAGAUCGGGAUCGCGUGGGAACUCGUAUCCAUCUUGCAUGUUGAUGGCCAUGGCCACCGACUCUGGUCGAAAGUAGAUAAUCAGGGCUUCGCCCUUGAAGUUGCCGUCUUUGUCGUUGUAUAGCUUAAUGCGCUUCUCGUUGUCGUCAGGGCUCUCCGCAAUGAUGCCGUAUCUCUGAAAACAGGCCCGGACUUCGUCAACGUCGACAUCGCUCGGUAGACCAGACACGAAGACGGCGGUGGAACGGCGUGGCGCACUGGAGGUGGCAGGUCCCGAGGCACUGGCUUUCGCUUUCUUGUUGGGCUCGGAAUCGUCCUGGUUGGCCUUUCGUUUCUUCAUGGGGUCGAGAGCGGGCGCUUCGUCGUCUACGCCAGCGACCUUGUAGAUCUCGGCUUGCUGCUUCAUGAGAGCUUCGUCCAUCUAAAGCACGUCGACAAACACAUAGUUAGAGGGCACGGUCGACCGGUAAUGCAGCAGUAGUACCGUCUUGCUCCACUUGCUUGGGCCCGCCAGCCAUUCCCACUCGUCGCCAUUCUCGUCCUCGAGAAGGUACGAUGAGUUUUCCUUGGAGUAUGAGAUGCGCGGAUCCGAGUCAAAGUCGUCAGGAUCCGCCGGGAAGGGUGCUCGUGGGGCCAUGUUGAGCGGCGGUGGCGGUUGAUGAGGUGUGUGUAGGAGGUGUGGAU
Sphaerulina musiva SO2202 is the source of this 1960-nucleotide messenger RNA. RefSeq lists its product as uncharacterized. NCBI's taxonomy places the organism in Eukaryota, Fungi, Ascomycota, Dothideomycetes, Mycosphaerellales, Mycosphaerellaceae. The coding region runs from base 1 to 495 and encodes 164 amino acids. The record is from RefSeq and is a predicted model, not a curated record. The transcript has 3 exons.